Molecule: messenger RNA, 3842 nt
Organism: Aedes albopictus (Asian tiger mosquito)
Lineage: Eukaryota; Metazoa; Arthropoda; Insecta; Diptera; Culicidae
Gene: Cep164
Product: centrosomal protein of 164 kDa
Exons: 5
Coding region: 393-3830 (1145 amino acids)
Molecular function (GO): protein binding
Source: RefSeq, a predicted model, not a curated record
GGUGUUUUCUUCCGCAGCUUUUCAUAAAUUCCUCAGCACUUGUCCGGAUAGGACACGCUUUUGCCUCACGCACGGUGUAUCUUUGGUGUACCUAUAGUCUACUUUUAGGGAAAUGUCGGUGUGAAAAAGUGAAAAUUCGAAAGAUUUGUGGGCUUUUCGUUAAAGUUUGUAUAGUGUACUGAAUUAGUAUCGAGUUGGGAGAAGUUUAGAAAGCCAGAUAUUGGAAAAGGGCCGUGGCCCUAUUUGGUGUUGAAAAAGAAGCGAAGUUCGAUAUGGAGUGCAGUGAAGUGUGAAUCGGGAAAAUUGACCCGUAAAUCGGCAGUCGAAUUUCUAGUGAUUAAACUCCGUUGAAUCGGGCUGAAAGGCGUCCGACGAGCCGCGGCCAGUGGAUCAUGUCGUCAUAUCCUACGUACGACGGUGGCAACCCGGAGGAAAUUUUCUUCUCAACCUAUGAACCGUCGAAGGAAGAAAUACUCGAGUAUGCCGUCAAGAUUGGCAUCGAUCCGGAGAAGGAAACCAAUCUGAUCUAUCUCGCUCGACAGGGAUUGCUGCAUCCGCUGCCGGAAAACUGGAAACCCUGCUACAGCAAACAGGUCAAGGCGUACUACUACUACGACCGGUACACCCGGAAGUCCCAGUGGGAACACCCGAUUGACGUUCUCUACCGACAGAAGGUGGUCGAUGCCCGUAAGGCCCUUUCGUUGGAUCGGUCGGACUCGACGUCCCUAGCAGAUUCCGGCUUCCGUAGCUUGAAGUCAGCGGCUAGCAACAAUAGCAACAACAGCAGCGGAAGUGGAAGUGCAGGCAGUGCCAGUGGGUGUGAUAAGUGUGAGAUAGACUCUCCGGCACCGGUAGAAGAUGGGUGUAUUGUGGUGGGUGCUGUGAGGAAGGAACCCUUUGCACCGGAUCGGUUGUUUGGGCUAGUUGGGUCGAGUUCGGUGGAAUCUGAUAGGGAGGAUAGUGUGAAGGAGGUAGAUCCGAGGAAGGAUCAAGCGGAGAAAGAUCAAGGUGUUGGGACAGAGGAAGCGGAUGAGAUCGAAGUGGGGGAAGAAGUUGGAAACGAAGACGAAGAAGAGGAAGAGAGUGGAGACUCAAAUAAGGAAAAUAACAGUCAGCGGUUGGAGUUGGUGGCUCAAGAGAGGAAGAUUGAUGAAAGCGUUGGAGCAAUGGCGAUGUCACCGAAGAUUUCGUUCAACUUGGGAAGCAGCCUGCGGGAUCGGUCGGAGACCAGUUUGUCGCGUGGGACUUUUCAAGGAUUCACCCUUACGGGAACUGGAUCACAAUUCUUGAAGUCCAACAAGAAACCGGAGUUUGAAAGUUUGGAGUUCGGUAAGAAGGAGGAAGUGAAAGGGAUAUUGAGAGAUUCAAGUCUGACCUAUAUCAGAAACAAGGGAACUCCGAACGAGGAUUUGUCGGAUGAGAGGAAGAGUGUGCGCUUCGAUAUCGAUUUGAAUGCGGAGUUGAAGUCAAACAAAUUGGAAGCGGUGCGAGACGAUUCGUUGAUAAAUUUUGAGGAGCUUGUCGAAGGAUACGACAACGAUGCAGACGAGGAUGUUGAAGAGGAGGAGGAAGCUGUUGAAGGUUCGGAAAAGAAGUCUAAUUCAACGGAAACAUCCGAAGAAGAGUCAGAUGCUAGCGAAGAGAUUGACAGUAAGGCGGAAGUGUUGAAGGAAGUAGUUGGAAGAAGAUUCUCCGUGGAAAGGGUCAGUGAUGAUUCGAUUAGACAGUUGAAGGAUUCAAUUGCAGAUGAGAAAGCUCGGUAUAAAGCAAAACUGGAGGAAGAGUUAAAGAACUUGAGGGUGUUAGAGGAAGCAAAUAUUCAAUCUGAAUUAGCGAAAGAGAAGGUACAUUUCGAAGAAAUGCUCAAUAAAGAGAAGGAUAAGCUGAACGAGCACCAUCUGAAAAAUAUUGAGGAAAUCAAGGAGUUUUAUCAGGUGAAACUGAAUGAGAUGAAGGCUGACUACGAGGAAGAGAACGAAAAAGAGUACAGGAUCUAUAGGGAAACGCUGCAGGAAGAAUUCGAUUUAAAAGUCAAAGAAGUUACGGAUGAACACAAGGCGACAAUGGCUACUUUACAGAAGAAUCAUGAUGAAAUUGUAGAAGAGUUGGAGCGUGACUUGAAGAUGGAAGAGGAGCUAUUGAAGAAAGAACAUGGUACAAAUUUGACAGAGAUGAAGAUAAAGUUGGCACACGAGCUGGAGGUCGAACGCCAACGUAUGCGAGAAACUGGCGAGGAUCGGCUGUACGAAAAGAUUCGUUGCGAGAAGCGAUUGCUUGAGGAUAAGUACAAAUGUUUGAAAGAGAAGUAUACCCGACUGAAGACUGAUGUCAGAAUUUCUCUAGAACGUCGCAAGAAACGCCGAGAACAACAACAGCAAAGUAUUCUCAGCAAUAGCUACGAAACUGAUGAUAGGACUCAUUCGAAACCGACUCCUCAGUAUCCGUACGAUGUGAAAUCAAGUGCCGGUGGGCCUCCGUCUCUGAUGAUGAACUCGGAAAAGUCUUCAAUCAGCACCCCUCCGCCUUCGGCUGCCUCCAAGCGUUUCCCUGCCAAGAAUAACUACCUGGUCGAGAAUAAGAGCAAACUUCUCCACUACAAUGGAAACACUCAUCAACAGGUGGCUUCCUCCGCCCCAACAGAGCCUCGCAAACCAUUCAUAUUGAAUAAUAACCGAGUUCAAAACACCGAUGAUACAAGUCAGAGCGAGACAACCUAUUCCAAGAACUAUUUCCAAAUCCGUAGCAUUUUUGCUAACGUUCGUGACGACAACUUCAGUUCGGACUCCGAGUUCGACAAGAAUCACGACAAGAAUAGUGUGCCGAUGACUCGACAGAAGCGUAAACUCUUCACCAAAACGAAGUCGGCGUCUACCUCGAAGCUGAACUCUUCAAAGCACGAACGGGAGCGACCUUGUACACCGGUAGAAAACCUUCGCAUUCAGCUCAAGAAGCUCGAGGAACUGGAGGAUCAGAUUCCCGAGUGCAACAUGGACACGCCGUACCAUCUGCGGUACCCGUUCAGUGACCUGGAGAACAACGGCGGCAGUACGGAGUUGGAUUUCUUCAAACAUCGCAUACUGCUAGAGCGGGACUCGGUAAUGCGGGCGAAGGAAUCUCUGCGGGCACAGAAAAACCUCUUCAAAUCGAAGCAGCGGGACAUUUCGGUGAAGCACACAGUGAAGAACAAACACACCAUGGAUCAAAUCUUUACCGAGGAAAAGGAACUGACGGAAAUGGAAGUAUCACUACAUCGUACUCGAGCGCUUCUAGGUGAGAAAGUGAUUCGGCUACGUCAUUUGGAAAGAUCACUACAGAAACUAUCGGAGAAGGAUCGACCCACGUUACCGGAAAAUAUCGAUAUCAACAGGAAACCCAAGGAAACGCUGAGUGAUCUAUCGUCCUAUUCGAGUUCCGGUUUCAGCAGUACCGAUGUUCCAACAGAGCACAAUAACGGUCGAAGGCCGUUCGGUGGUCAUGAGCCGAACGAGACGUUGAAAUAUCUGGAACAUCUACAUAGUGAAAUACAGGAUAUCUGGAAUAUCUUGAAUCCUAAUCACGCUCCCAGUGGGUACGAGGAGUUGGACUACCUGAACAAUCCGUCGCAGCACUUUUGCGACAUAGUGAUGACCCCGAAACCUGGAACACCAGCUCUCGGAGGCAAUGGGUCGUCGCAUCAGCAAACUCUAGCUUCAAAGCAGCAUCUUCAAUAUCAUCCGCAACAACACCAUCAGUAUACCGUUAAUUUGCUAGAGAAGACGCGAGAUCUGAAGAACUGGUUGCGGCAAGCAAAAUCGGAACACGAGCUUCUGAAGAAGAAGUCUUUCGGGUAAGAGGUUUGUUCU